AUGGGAGAUAGGACACCACCUUGCGGUACUCCCAUUUUGGAUCAUGCAAUAUUUGGAUUUUUGGCCACGGAACUCAAUGAAGCCCUGCCGCCCAUUAACCAGGAUGACAUGGAUCAAUGGGUAUCGGAUACAUUUUAUUCCUAUUUUCCCGGUUUCAAUAAUGAAUAUCAAAAACGUCAAUUGUAUUUGCAACAAAAACAACGUGAAAAUCAGGAAAAUUUUUUAAAACAUCAACAUGUAAGUUAUAUCAUUAUUAAUUCAAUGUUUAAAGCUUCCCGAAGUCCUCGUAAACAACAGAGAGAACCAUUUACAAAUAGAUCAUGGUCAAAUAAUUCGGAAACAUCUAGCGGUAUUGAUGUCAUUAAAAAUGACAAUGGCGACUUAUCGAAAAGAACGCAAAACGAUGAUGAGGGUGCCCUUUCGCCGGCAAACACCAUACGUCCCGGUUCUACACGUUAUAAACUAUUACAAGAUUUACGUCAUACAAGUCUGUCAAAUGAAGCAUCGUUGGAUCCCCCAGGAAUUAUGAAUACAAAUCGUAAAUAUGCUGAGGACGAGGCAGCGAGAAAAAAGGCCUAUCAACGUGAACUUAUACAACAGAUAGAAGAUAAACGACGUAGCAUUAAAUUACUCAAGGAAAAAGAGCAGGAGCAGGAACAAAUUCUAACACGGCGCCUACAGGAACAAUUGAAAACCAUUAAACUGGAAGAACAAUUGGAAAAGGAAAGAAUGAAGGCAACAGAGUUACGCUAUAAAGCCGAACAAAAUCGUUAUAUGAGAAAUCAUAUGUUGGCAAAAUUAGAAAACGAUACAAAACUAUUACCACCCGAACGUGUAACACCUCCAACGCCACAAGCCGAACAAAAACGCAACAAAGAAAAUAUUUCCUCCAAUUGGGAUGACAACAAGGUAUACAAAUAUUUUAGUAAUUCGGCCAAAAAUGAAUAUAAUUAUCGCCAAAGAUCUCGUCGUAUGCCAGCCAAUAUAGAUUUUCCCAAAAUCGAAAAAGAAUGUUUUCAUUUGAGUGAGAAAAUAUGUCCGAUAUGUGACCAGCCGUUGAGGGAAUAUCAACAUCAUUUUUGUCUACGCUGUCAAAGUCGCAUGACACUGCCAAUAAAUGAGACGGAGGCGGCGGAUACGUCCACAGCAUCAUCCUACAACAGUCAUGUGGAUCGAAAUAUAAUAUUGGUUUGCAAUAAUUGUGAACGUUUGUAUACUCUAUGUCCCAGUUGUUUAGAUAAAACCGAUACAUGUCGUGCUUGCCAGAAUACCCGUAAUGUUUGUAUGCAUUGUCGCAAGAAUUUGUGUGCAUUUUGUUUAGAAGAAAUAUCAACAAAUAAAAAUAUCGAAAAUGAACACGUAAAUGAUCGAGUGGAUAAUGUGAUGAAAACUCCACUACAAAUUGUCACGAAUGAUGAAAUGGAACCAAGUGAUGAUAAUAAAUGUUCACAAACCGGUAACAAUUUAAAUCCAAAUGUGAAAGACCAUCAACCAACACAUGUUCGAGAAUUUGUUUCAUUUGGAUCGGAUCACAAUAUACCCACCAGCACCACUAAUAACAAUAAUAUAAAUAAUGAUGAUAUUGAAAAACCAUAUGCAAAGAACGUAAAUAAUCUACAUAAACCCGAACACAACACUGACAUUUUUAUCGAAAGUGAAGAAAAUAUUGAACGAUUACGUCGACAAACGGAUAAACGUUUAAUGGGCUAUUUUAAAAAUUAUGGCGAACUUGCAUCCAAAUCACGCGGAACUCAGACUACCCCAAUGACAACUGCUCGCCGGGAUAUUGUCCUAAGGGGUGGUAAUAAUUUCUCAAUACCAAUUUUGUGUGACAUGCCGAAGAUGACACGAAGAGAAACAACCACAACCAAACGUGAUAAACAAAUAUCAAAUGAAUUGGAAAACUUGAAAUAUCGAUGGGAUAAAAGUUAG
This is a messenger RNA of Musca vetustissima, 1932 nucleotides long. RefSeq lists its product as uncharacterized. NCBI's taxonomy places the organism in Eukaryota, Metazoa, Arthropoda, Insecta, Diptera, Muscidae. The record is from RefSeq and is a predicted model, not a curated record. The transcript is spliced from 7 exons. Bases 1 to 1932 code for a protein of 643 amino acids.